Molecule: messenger RNA, 2071 nt
Organism: Aspergillus heteromorphus CBS 117.55
Lineage: Eukaryota; Fungi; Ascomycota; Eurotiomycetes; Eurotiales; Aspergillaceae
Product: glycoside hydrolase family 3 protein
Exons: 1
Coding region: 7-1800 (597 amino acids)
Biological process (GO): glucan catabolic process
Molecular function (GO): beta-glucosidase activity
Source: RefSeq, a predicted model, not a curated record
CCCCAAAUGACUUCCCCCCUGCCCUACCGCGAUGCCUCCCGCCCCAUCCCCGACCGCGUGGAGGACCUGCUGGCCCGCAUGACGGUGGCCGAAAAGGCCGGCCAGAUGUGCCACAACAUGCUGCUGAUGGGCCCCGGGGGCACCCUGGCCGGUGCCUUCCCCCGGUUCAGCCUGGAGAGCACCGAGGACCUGGUGUGCCGCCGCCAGAUGACGCAUUUCAACCUGCUGGGCCCCAUCGCCAGCGCCCGCGACGUCGCCACCUGGCACAACCGGCUGCAGCAGCUGGCGCAGACCACCCGGCUGGGGAUCCCCAUCACCGUGGCCACCGACCCGCGCAACCACGUCACCCAGCACGUCGGGGUGGGCGUCGGGGCCGCCACCCCCACGGAGGGGGGGCUGUCGCAGUGGCCGCAGACCCUGGGGCUGGCGGCGCUGCGGUCGCCCGAGCUGGUGGGACGCUUCGCGGACGUGGCGCGGCAGGAAUACCUGGCGCUGGGGCUGCGCAGUGCGCUGCAUCCCCAGAUCGACCUGGCCACGGAGCCGCGGUGGGCGCGCAUCCACGCGACGUUUGGGGAGGACGCCGGCCUGACGGCGGCCCUGGCGGCGGCCUACAUCCGCGGCUUCCAGGGCGGCGACGGACCGCUCGGGCCGCAGUCGGUGGCCACGAUGACCAAACACUUCCCCGGGGGCGGCCCCCAGCAGCACGGCGAGGAUCCGCACUUCGCCUACGGCCGCGAGCAGGUCUAUCCGGGCGCCCACCAGGACUAUCAUCUCCGCCCCUUCCGCGCCGCCAUCGCCGCCGGCACCGCCCAGAUGAUGCCCUACUACGGCAUGCCCGUCGGCACCGACUGGGAGCCCGUGGGCUUCGCCUUUGAUCGUGGGGUCAUCACCGACCUGCUGCGCGAGCAGCUCGGGUUCCAGGGGGUCGUCUGCACCGACUGGGGCCUGGUGACCGACGCGCAGAUCCUGGGCCAGCCCAUGCCCGCGCGCGCCUGGGGCUGUGAGGGCCUCAGCGAGCUGGAGCGCGUCCAGAAGCUGCUGGACGCCGGAUGCGACCAGCUCGGGGGUGAGUCCUGCACCCACCACCUGAUCCGCCUGGUGGAUGAGGGCCGCAUCCCCGAGACCCGCCUCGACGCCUCGGUGCGACGCAUCCUGACCCAGAAGUUCGCGCUGGGGCUCUUCGACCGGCCCUUCGUGGACGUGGACGCCGCGGUGGCCCUGGUCGGCCACCCGGACUUCCAACGCGAGGCCGAUGCGGCCCAGCGCGCCGCCUACACGCUGCUCACCAACCGCGACGCCCUCCUCCCCCUGUCGGCGACCCCCCGGAUGGUGUAUCUCGAAGGCCUCGACCCGGGCGCGGUGGCCGCGCGCGGGCUGCAGGUCGUCGCGACCCCCGAGGAGGCCGAUCUGGCGCUGCUGCGGCUGCAGGCCCCCUACGAGCCCCGUCCCGGGGCCUUCGAGGCCCUCUUCCACGCGGGCUCGCUGGCGUUUUCCGAGGCGGAGCAGGCCCGGCAGGCCCGCAUCUACCGGACGGUCCCGACCGUCGUGGACCUGUUCCUCGAUCGCCCGGCCGUGGUGCCGGAGAUCGCGGAGGCCGCGGCCGCCCUGCUCGUCAGCUAUGGCAGCAGCGACGAGGCCUUCCUGGACGUCGUCUUCGGCCGUGCCGCGCCCCGGGGCCAGCUCCCCUUCGAUCUGCCCUCGUCGAUGCAGGCCGUGCGCGAGUCCCGCGAGGAUGUGCCCUACGAUACGAAAGACCCGACGUUCCGCUUUGGCCAUGGUUUGACGUACGCCACCGCGUGACCGUGAUGAUGCCCGGCAUGAGAGCACAUCGCCAGUAUAGAAUGUGAGGUCCGUCCAUGCUGAGCGUUUUGAUAGCAUGCAAAAAUGCGUCCGUUGGUGUCAGGUGGCGCUGAUCCUCCUGAGCAUCAUGAUGACAGAGCAUGGGGUAUGCUCACUGUCAUCGCGCGUAUGAUCUGGAUCGAAUUCAGAAGUGUUUCUCAGAGAGGAAAUGAGCAUUGUGUGGCCACAUCUUUAUCUUGAGAAACAGGAAGAUAUAUCAUGCAAUGUCAAG